Messenger RNA from Malassezia globosa CBS 7966, 2352 nucleotides. RefSeq lists its product as uncharacterized. Lineage: Eukaryota; Fungi; Basidiomycota; Malasseziomycetes; Malasseziales; Malasseziaceae. The coding region runs from base 1 to 2352 and encodes 783 amino acids. The transcript has a single exon. The record is from RefSeq and is a predicted model, not a curated record. Gene Ontology annotation, cellular component: membrane.
AUGAACGAAGACAGUGAUACAAGUGCAAUAUCUGAACGAACCAUCGGGCGCCAAAUCAAUUCUUCAGCCUUUCGUUGGAAUGACCCGCAUACGCUGGUGUCGGAAAUGGAAGACACUGCAAAUGAGCAUACGCCACUGUGGCCAGAUCGGACGCAUUCUUACGACACAAUCACAGAGCCGCGCAAGGAAGUUUCGACAGGCCAAGAAGCUAUCGAGGCUGUGAACCACCGGUGGAUCGCAUUGCGGUCGCGCAUGAACGUGCUCAAAGACAAGACCGUGUCAGCCUGGGAUAGGCCAUGGAAGUGGCUCCAAACGCUUGGCAGCAUGACGCCGAAAGACUGGGAGAAGGCUCUUACUGAGCCAGUGCGCCUCAUUCCAGCUGUGAUCUUGGGACUGUUUCUCAAUAUCCUAGAUGGUGUAUCGUACGGAAUGAUCACAUUUCCUACCACCAUGCCAAUCUUUGCGAAUUUCGGUGGCGAUGGUGUUUCGAUGUUUUUUGUAACUUGUAUUAUAUCUCAACUAAUCUAUACUCUGGGUGGCUCCAUUUUCAAAGGAGGUAAUGGCAGCAUGAUGAUUGAGGUGGUGCCGUUUUACCAUAUUCUUGUGAAAGAUAUUGUGCGUGUGGUGGGCGAAGAUAAUGGCGCGGCAAUAGUCCCGACCACGAUGGUUGCCUUUGCACUCUCAUCCAUUCUCACUGGUUUGCUGUUCUUACUUCUGGGCGUCUUCCGUCUUGGAGUGCUAAUUAGUUACUUCCCUCGCCACAUCCUAGUAGGUUGCAUUGGUGGGGUUGGUGUCUUUUUGAUGGAGACAGGUUUUUCUGUCUCGGCGCGCAUUGAAUCGGAGGGUGGCUUCAAGUACAACUGGGAUACAAUCCGACAGCUGACAGUCAACAUUGAAACGAUUCUGCAAUGGCUAUUUCCCCUUGGCCAGGCCGUGUUGUUGAACGUGAUUGCCUCACGAUGCAAACAUCCAUUGCUCAUUCCAGCAUACUUUUUGUCGGUCUUUGUUCUGUUUUAUUUCACGACGCUUGUAGUCUUGCGUAUGGACAUGUCUGACUUAUGGAGCCGUGGUUGGGUCUUCGAUAUUCAAGAAGCAGCGCAUGCGCCCUUCUACCGUUUUUACACGUACUUUGACUUUGGACAGACGAGCUGGAAAGCUAUUUGGGCAUCAAUGCCGACACAAAUGGCCCUCGUUUUUUUCGGUAUUUUGCAUGUGCCGUUGAACGUACCGGCGCUCGGUGUGAGUGUGGGUGAGGACAACGUCGAUACAGACCGCGAACUCGUGGCACAUGGCAUUUCGAAUAUGACCGCCGGCUUUCUCGGGACGGUUCCGAACUACCUUUGCUACGUAAACUCUGUCCUGUUCUACCGUGUCGGGGGAGGCUCGCGACUCAGUGGCUUGAUGCUCGCUGGAGCAACCCUGGUGAUUCUGCUUAUGGGCCCAAGUCUCAUUGGCUACCUCCCGAUCAUGGUUGUUGGUGCACUGAUUUUCGUGCUGGGACUCGACUUGUUCCGUGAGGCUGUAUGGGACACGUGGAAUCGUGCGAGUCGACUCGAGUACCUCACGAUUCUGGUCAUCAUUGUGGUGAUGACACUCUCGGACUUUGUGGUUGGCUGCUUGGCCGGUAUUUGCCUGGCAUGUGUUUUCUUCGUGAUGCAAACGUCGCGACGAAAUGCGGUACGGACCGUGUUCUCUGGACGUGCAGCCCGAAGCACGGUUCGUCGGCAGCUCACGCAGCGGCGGUUUCUAGACGAUGUCAGCAAUCAGACACAGGUUUUAAAACUGCAAGGAUCGUUGUUUUUUGGCACAAUCAAUUCUAUCGAGACACUAGUUCGCAAGAUGCUUGACUUGGCCGAUUGGCAACACUAUCCGAUAAGCUUUCUUAUCAUGGACUUGGGUCUGGUGCAUUCCAUGGAUUUUUCGGCGGUUGAGGCCAUGACAAGAAUUCACCGCAUGCUCAUGAUGCACGGUGUGCAUUUGGUAUUUUGUGGUUUGAGUUUGGAGGGGGAUGUGGCAUCUGCCUUGCAGAGUGUAGAUCUAUGGGCUGACGAAGCGAAGCAGGUGGACGUGUUUGCCUCUUUGAACGAGGCUCUCGAGUGGACAGAAAAUGAGUAUUUGCGCGGCUUGUAUUCGUCGAAUUUGACGGCGGCGACACACCUGAGGCAGGCCACUAUGUCAGGCCCCAGCGCCCUUCGACUCCCUAACGUACAGCGCAAACCGACCAUUGAGCUGGAUGACACAGUGCAGGAUUCACCACGCUAUCAACAUCUACACGAGGCGGCCGAACGUGUCACACAGGACAUACAAGCGCACAUCAAGACCGGGUCCGCACACAAGGUCACUGAUGCAUGA